Messenger RNA from Anisakis simplex (herring worm), 315 nucleotides. The record is from the annotation of a GenBank genome assembly. NCBI's taxonomy places the organism in Eukaryota, Metazoa, Nematoda, Chromadorea, Rhabditida, Anisakidae.
AUGCGAAAUCAUAUACGAAUAUUGGGGUUUCUGCUGAUAACAAUAGAAUUUGUGGUGUUUGCUGAGCAAUUGGUUGAUGAGGAUGAAGAAAUUGAGAAAUACAGACGAAUAUCGAGUCGCCUCAAAGAGCAACUGGCUGAAAAAGCUCGACAAACGGUGGUGGAUUUCGAACAAGUGAUCAAAGCCGAAGAAUCAGCUCGUGAGUGUCUUGGAAUGAUAUGCAAAACGAAUAAUAUAUUCAUAUAUUAUCAGUGUUGUCAGGGUACACCCGGUGAAUGCUGUUGGCACAUGCGAUAUUGGCUGACGUUAGUUCAU